Dichomitus squalens LYAD-421 SS1 is the source of this 555-nucleotide messenger RNA. Its product is annotated as PIG-P-domain-containing protein. The record is from RefSeq and is a predicted model, not a curated record. NCBI's taxonomy places the organism in Eukaryota, Fungi, Basidiomycota, Agaricomycetes, Polyporales, Polyporaceae. The transcript is spliced from 3 exons. Bases 1 to 555 code for a protein of 184 amino acids.
AUGGAUUCAGGAUCGGAGCUAGUCUACUACCGCCACGGCCACGGCCACAGUGCGCAGACACGGGAGGACGAGCCCACGUCGCCGACCUCGCCUCUCGCGCCGUAUCCGCCGCUAGCCCCGACGGAAUCCCGUAGCCGCGCUCCCGAGUUCUACGGCUUCGUCGCCUGGACGUCGACCUACCUGCUCUUCGUCCUGUAUCUCCUAUGGGCCUUCCUUCCGGACGAGACCAUCGUCGCAUUAGGUGUGGCCUGGUACCCGAACCGAGAAUGGUCGCUGCUGAUCCCGGCAUACGGGAUGGUGCUCGUGCUCCUGACGUACUUCACGUACUUCGCCCUGGCACUUGCCGGCACGCCGUCCUUCGCUGAUAUGCGCACGAUAACGGGUGAGCCACUAUCUGUCCGUCAUCUCACCUUGCCUUGCUCUCCGAACCCGUAUCUCGCACACGCCCAGCCUGGCGCGAUUCCGGAGCUGUACGACAUCCCCCUGGGGCUCGUGAACCGGGUCGUGUACGGGCGCCGUCCAGCGGUAGCAGCAGCAGCCUGCAGCCCACCGUAG